Cutaneotrichosporon oleaginosum is the source of this 1458-nucleotide messenger RNA. RefSeq lists its product as uncharacterized. The record is from RefSeq and is a predicted model, not a curated record. NCBI's taxonomy places the organism in Eukaryota, Fungi, Basidiomycota, Tremellomycetes, Trichosporonales, Trichosporonaceae.
UGUAAAUGACGUGCUGCAAAAUGGUCAUGUAUCCCGAGAUAUUCUGCCACAUCCCCACGGCUGCCACUGGUCGCCACUGCUACGGGGCAAGUCAUCGGCGACACCUAGAUGACCUGGUCGCCGCACUACUGCAUGAGCUCGUCAAUCGUGAUGCUCAUAAGCGGAGAGAAGAGCCCGCUCGAUCCUCGCCGAUCCUCACUCCCGUGUGGCCAUAUCACGUCGGCGCUUCUUCAUCACAUCAUAUCACCUAGUCAUCGCACGCUUCCCGCACCUCCAUCAAAACACAAUGCAGUCAUAUAUACUCUACCACAUUCUCCGCAAAACGGCCCCCAGCCCCUUGGCUUCGCCCGACACCAGUACCGCGAUCGUGUCAGAAUACGCCAGCGGAUCCGAUAUAGCGGCGGACACCUCUCCCGAUCCAGGCGAGUCCGUGCAGAACCCUGCCUCCUUUGCCUCGCCCUCCCGCCCCGAGUCCGAGUCCGCGCCACUGCCCCAUUCACGGCCUUCAGAGCCCCUGCCACCUCAGCCGACCUCGGACGCCGACGUGCUCGCCUCGCUCUCGAUCGCACCCACCCUCUCGGACACCGCCACCCGCAUGCAAACGGCGCUAGGACACGAGGGGGAGGCCGCGGCCGCCGCAUCCGCAACCUCGGAGCGAGCCGAGCACCGGAACGACGACUCAAACCCUCUCGCCGCGACCGGCGAAGCAAGCCGCCCGUCUCCGCACAGCGCGACCAUCGCCGACCUCACCGCCGCCAUGAAGGACGUGCAAGCGCACAUCGACGCGCAGACCCGCGCCGCCGCAUCCCAAGCGGCGUCUAUUGCCGCGCUGGCCGAGACGGCGCGCGCCAUGCGUACCUCACACGCCACUCUUGCCGAGGUACAGGCGAUGCGGCAGACGCUGGCCGCACUCGGGGUGACGCGGCUCCACACGUCGGCGGAGGCGCAGGGCGCCAUCGAGCUCCCUCUUGAGAACUCGGUGGGUGGGGCUGUGCGGCAUUUGCGUGCGGCGGCUGCGGCGCUCGAGGGCGCGGCGGUGCGCGAAGUUCACGCGCGAGAAGGCGAACUGGCCGCGGCGCGGGCGGAGUGGGAGAGCGAGAAAGAGAGGAUGGGUGGUGAGAUGCAGCGGAUGAACGAUCGGUGUGCACAGGCGGAAGGCCGUGCGCGCGCGCUCACGCGGGAGAGGGAGGAGAUGGUGGUCAAGUACCACGCGGAGCGGAGGCGGCUGGGCGACGAGGUGUUCGCGGCGAAGGAGGCGUUGUAUGCCGUGACGGGGAUGAUGUGCUCCACGUGCGCUAGGCGGUUUGAGGCGAAGCGCACACAGAGGUGGAAGAGAUGAAUGGCCAGGAUGCGCGUGCGCUGCAGUACUCUGUGGCGUGCCGUGAGAGAUCCUAAGUUGUUGACAGCCGCCACUUCUAAAACCCCACCUUGCCCCACCUACCCGCUACGAAACUCGAU